Chironomus riparius is the source of this 2677-nucleotide messenger RNA. Lineage: Eukaryota; Metazoa; Arthropoda; Insecta; Diptera; Chironomidae. The record is from the annotation of a GenBank genome assembly.
UGAACAGAUACUAAUAUGCAAUGUUAAUCAUACCGUACUCGUGUUUGAAUGAUUAAUUGAAGUUUAAGUAGAGAAAAGAUAAUAAUUGAAAAAGAUUUAAGUGAAUAUCAACAGAAGCAAAUUGUAAAUAAUAAAGAAAGUUAAAAUCAAUAAUGGUUAUAGGAAUAGCUGCCGGAUUAUCGGCAGGUAAAUUAUUGCCAGCGAUAGGCGGGGUUGCAUUGAAAGUAAUACCUGCCAUUGGAAUAGCUACAAGUGCAGCCGCGAGUGCUGGAAAAAUUGCAGCGACAGUAACAACUGGAAUUAAAGUAGCCACAGGAGUUAUUGGAGUGGGAAAACUAGCUAUUAUCCCCGUAUUAAUUGCUGCAUUAGCUUAUUACCAUUACGAUGUAUUUGACCCUGAAAAUCGACCAUUUAAUGUUAAAGAGGUCGAUCAUGAAUAUGACUUUAUCGUUGUUGGAUCAGGGGGAGCUGGAGCAGUUGUCGCGGCUAGAUUAUCGGAGAUAGCUGACUGGAAAGUUUUGUUGUUAGAAGCCGGUGGGCAUGAAACUGAAAUCUCAGAUGUUCCAUUGCUUUCGUUGUACUUACAUAAGAGUAAACUCGAUUGGAAAUAUAGAACUCAACCGCAAAAAACAGCAUGUCAGGCGAUGAUAGAUAAACGAUGCUGCUGGACUCGUGGAAAGGUUCUUGGAGGCUCAACAGUUCUCAAUACAAUGUUGUAUAUUCGAGGGAACAAACGUGAUUUCGAUUUAUGGGAAGCACUUGGCAAUAAAGGUUGGUCAUACGAAGAUAUUCUUCCAUACUUCAGAAAAUCUGAAGAUCAACGGAAUCCAUACUUGGCAAGAAAUAAGAGACAACAUGGAACAGGUGGACCCUUAACAAUUCAAGAUGCACCAUACUUAACGCCAAUCGGUCCGGCAUUUUUACAAGCAGCUGAAGAACAAGGUUACGAUAUUGUUGACAUUAAUGGAGAACAACAAACUGGAUUUGCAUUUUUCCAAUUCCAUCAGCGUCGUGGACAACGAUGUAGUACAGCAAAAGCUUUUUUGAGACCGGCAAGAUUGCGUAAGAACUUACAUGUAGCAUUGUUUGCACAUGUAACAAAAGUGAUAAUGGAUGAUACAAACAAACGUGCAUUAGGUGUUGAGUUUAUUAGAAAUGGACGAAAGCAGCAAGCAUUCGUAAAGCGAGAAGUCAUUUUAUCAGCUGGUGCAAUAGGAACGCCUCAUCUUCUUAUGUUAAGCGGUAUUGGACCGAAGAAACAUUUAGAAAAAUUCGGAAUUAACGUCAUUCACGACUCACCGGGUGUCGGAAGAAAUUUACAAGAUCAUGUCGCUGCUGGUGGUCUAGUUUUUCAGAUUGAUCAUCCCGUUGGUUUUGUCAUGAAUAGAUUAGUCAAUAUUAAUUCAGCUGUACGUUAUGCAGUUACUGAAGAUGGACCUUUGACAAGUAACAUUGGUCUUGAAGCUGUUGGUUUCAUCAGUACAAAAUAUGCCAAUCAGUCCGAUGACUGGCCAGACAUUGAAUUUCAUCUUACAAGUGCAUCAAUCACAUCCGAUGAUCAAGCCAAAGUUGCUCAUGGUUUAACCGAUGAAUUUUUCAGUUACAUGUACGGCGACGUAAGAAAUAAAGAUGUUUUCGGUGUAUUCCCAAUGAUGUUGCGUCCAAAAAGUAGAGGAUACAUUAAACUUCAAUCAAAGAAUCCUCUAAGAUACCCGCUCAUUUAUCAUAAUUAUUUUACACAUCCGGAUGAUGUAGCUGUAUUAAGAGAAGGCGUCAAGGCUGCUAUCUCACUUGUUGAGACGCAGGCAAUGAAGAAAUUUGGUGCACGCUUCCACGAUAGAAAAGUGCCAAAUUGUCAACAUUUAGAGAUGUACACUGAUGAAUAUUGGGAUUGUUCCGUCAAGCAAUACACAAUGUCAAUCUACCACUAUAGCGGUACAGCAAAAAUGGGAACACCAGAUGAUCCAUUUGCUGUCGUUGAUGAUCAACUUAGAGUGUACGGUGUUCAAGGUUUAAGAGUCAUUGACGCAAGUAUAAUGCCGACAGUAACGAGCGGAAAUAUUGUUGCACCAGUAAUAAUGAUAGGUGAGUUUGUAAUUUCUCAAUGUAUUAAUGAAGCAUGAUUAAUGGCCAUUCACUCAAUGACUCAUAAAAUAGGUGAAAAGGGUGCAGAUCAAAUUAAAGCCCUCUGGCUACAGUCAAAAGAUGAGGACGAUUAUCGCUUUAAGAGGCAGGAAAACUUAACGCUUAAUACAAACUUAAAUGAUGUUGCAGAAAAUCGUAUUAAAAGACAAGAUAACACAACGCUCAGUUCAAAUCAAGAUGAAGUGAAAAUUUCUAGUUGAAAUUUGAUAGUCAAAAAAUUUGUUAAUAGAAAAUAAAUUGUUUUUUAAAAACAUUAGAGAUAAAGUCACAACAUUCAAUUAAGGAGAAGAAAAGGAACAUUGUAAAAUUAUCUGUCAUUCAUAUUUAAAAUUUGCUUUAAUAUCAUUAUUGACGAAUUCUUCUCAAACUCGACUGCAUAAUGACUUAUUGCCCCAUGUGACAUGUUUUUAGUGAUGUAUGAAUUUGUAUCAUAAAGCUCAUAUAUUUUAAUUUUAGACUUAUGGUAUCUAGUUAUAAUCCAAAGACUUUAUUUGAAAUUCUUGAGAAAAAAAAUUGUAUAUUUAAUUGUGGU